AUGUCCAAAGACAGGCGCUUCGGUACUGACAGCCAAUACAUUUUCUCCGGCGUGAACGACUUGGGAUGGGAUAGUAGCGCUGUGGAGCAAACAUUUGUUGAUAUUGUGCUGUGUCUCCUCUUCGUCCGGGUCCUGGUGGAGGCCAAUAGCUUUGUUGUGGAUACUGAAUAUGAGAAGGUGGGGCACAUUCCUGCACUACAGGUGCGGAAACCCCUUACUGAUGCCUUGUUCGAUCUGGUGUGCGAGACUAGAAAAGACCUGAACGAGGUCCCAGAGACGGAGCUGCUGGAUAACAGCAUCCAGAAAGGCCGAGCCCAGCUGUCCGUCAAAGCCCGGCGGUCCCGCCCCUCCCGGUCCCGUUACCGCGACAGCGUGAGCUCCACGGAGGGAGACGACAGUCUGGAGAGGAAGGACAGUCCCUUACACUGGGCCCGCUCUCCACUCCACCUGCGAGGCUCCUCCCCCUCCCCUGAUUCACUGCUGUCUGCCCGAAGCUCCGCCUUCUCCUUCGACACAUCCCUGGUGCGUGGCUCUCCAGAAGAUGACGCAGCGCCGUUGGCCCCGCCCCCCAGGGGUCGUUACCGUCAGCUUACCAACGCCACGUCUCAGGAGCCGCUGGUGACGCCAAACAGCUCACCUACACGGAGGAGGAACAGGAGACCGGACAGUGAAGUGUUGGUUUCUGACUCGAGUCGGGACACAAGUCCAGCUGAUCCUGGGAGUCCGAACGUCGUCUUCGACAAGAAAACCAAGAGACGCUUCCUGGACCUUGGGGUGACUCUGAGGCGGUCCUACAUCCGGGUGAGGAAAGAUAAAUCCAACAGACUCUCUGUGGGCAGCAGAGAGCCGUCGGAGAGUCCGUCUCGCUCUUCGGGAUCCUUUGUCCCGUUCUCCUGGUUCUCUGAAGGACGGGGGUCUCUGUCCUCCUCCGGGACCCCCCCCGGAUCUCCCAAAGUCGCUCCACCCAACUCCUCGGGACCCCGAAAGUCUGACUCACAGGAGUCGGCUCUAAGCGAGGAGUACUCUCCUCCUCACACCACCUCCUCUCCUCCCGCCGACUCCUCCAGAUCCUCCCAUCCUUAUCACACACUGUCACAGUCCUCAGACGAGCCUCUGGAGGAGGCGCUGUGUCUCGUGUCGUCGUGGACGACGCAGCAGGUCUGCGAUUGGCUGAAAGGACUCCACAUGGAGCAAUACGUCCCAGAAUUCAGUGCGAGGGACGUGGACGGACAGACGCUGCUGCAGAUGGAUGGAAACAAGUUGAAGGCUCUGGGCGUGCUCAGUUCGUCCGAUCGCAGCGCUCUGAAGCGACGCAUCAAAGAUUUCCUCUCUGCAGCCGAGAAGGAGAGAAAAGCUCUGGACAAGAUGGAGAGACAGAGAGACAAACAGAGACAGCGCAGGAACUGA
Messenger RNA from Perca flavescens (yellow perch), 1407 nucleotides. It is a transcript of the gene samd14, whose product is annotated as sterile alpha motif domain containing 14. The transcript has 14 exons. Gene Ontology annotation, cellular component: postsynaptic density; actin cytoskeleton; cytoplasm. Gene Ontology annotation, molecular function: actin filament binding. The record is from RefSeq and is a predicted model, not a curated record. Lineage: Eukaryota; Metazoa; Chordata; Actinopteri; Perciformes; Percidae. The coding region runs from base 1 to 1407 and encodes 468 amino acids. Gene Ontology annotation, biological process: actin filament organization; calcium-mediated signaling; neuron projection development.